UUGUCUAUCCAAGAUGGCGCCGACCCUUGUGGAGCAUGUUGUGGCAGACGCAGGAGCGUUUUUAAAGAAAGCUCCUCUGCAGGAGAUCGGCAGGAACAUCUACACCCUGAGAGAUGUGGUGGACGAGAUCAGAGACAAGCCCACCAGGAGGAGCCUGGCCUUCCUGCCGUACCAGCUCACCUUUAAAGAGCCACAUCCCGAACACAUCAGACACGUGACAGAGUUCUCCAAGAAGACCGGAGACUACCCGAGUCUUUCAGCCACCGAUAUCAAAGUCCUGGCUCUGACCUACCAGCUGCAGCUGGAGCACGUCGGCUCCCAACACCUGAGGAAGGAGCCUGAGGUCAAGGUGAACAUUCACUGCACACAGCGCCACCCGGAGACUCCUGUUAACGUCGCAGGAUUUCACUUUCCCUCUAAGAAACCUGUGAGCAGUUCGAGCAGCAGACAGAGUCAAACAGAGACAGAAACUUCAAACAUGACUGACAGUGAAGAGUUCAACAGCUUCCAGUUCUGGAGAGAGCCGCUGCCGACCAUCGACGACAGCCUGCUGGAGUUACUGGAUCCAGUGGAGGUUUCGAAUUUGAAUAAGUCACAGAAACAGACGUCACCUGCGACGACCAACAGCGAAGAGUUCAACAGCUUCCAGUUCUGGAGGGAACCGCUGCCGACCAUCGACGACAGCCUGCUGGAGUUACUGAAAGUGGACGGUCUCUCAGUGUCAGACAGCAGGUUGGACACAUCACAACAGACAGGGGACCAAUCAGAGGACGAGGACAAAGAGAACGCGCCUGAAGAGGAUGAUGAAGAUGAUGAUGAUGAUGGAGGAGGUUGGAUCACUCCCAGUAACAUCAGACAGGUGAAGAUGGAGUCGGCUGAUUGGACGGCUCCUGCUGAUGUCAGAGUUGGAUGUUUGACCACCGACUUCGCCAUGCAGAACGUUCUGAUUCAGAUCGGACUUCAUGUUCUGUCUGUUAAUGGGAUGGUGAUCAAACAGGCGAGGAACCACAUCCUCAGGUGUCACGCCUGCUUCAGGACGACCACUAACAUGGACAGAGUGUUCUGUCCUCACUGUGGAAACCAAACUCUGAAGAAGCUGGCGGUGACGGUCAGCGAGGACGGCAACAUGCAGAUGCAUUUCUCCAAAAACCCCAAAGUGUUGAACCCGAGAGGACUGAGGCACUCACUGCCUCUGCCUCAGGGAGGGAAACAUGGCAACAACCCCCAUCUGGUGGAGGACCAGCGCUUCCCCCAGCAGAGGCUGUCCCGAAAGGCUCGUCAGAAGACCGAUGUCUUCAACCCGGACUACGUGGCCGGGACCUCGCCUUUCAGCGAGAACGACAUCUACAGCCGAGCGGCCAACCUGCAGAUCAGAGACGGCCAGUGUGGAGGCGGCAGGAGACGAGCCAACCCCAACGCCGCCCGCAAGAAGUUUGUCAAAAAGAAGUGAAGCACUGAUGAACACUUGGACUCAUGAAGACACGGCGUCAUCAGACCUGACCUCACAUUCGUCAGUAGCUUCACUGAUUUCCUUCCUUCCAGCUGCUGCUCUCAGUCUGAAGAUGAGUUUAACACUUCCUGCUUUCAGCUGAACGAACAGCACAAAGAUGGUGUGUGUGACAGUGACGCUCUGCAGCAGGUGGAUGCUGUUAGAGACGUGAGCGGAGCAGAGGCUCUGAAAGGAAGGAAAUCUGAAAACUGACGGUGAGUUGGAAACAUGAUGUGUGAUUUCAGCUGAGAGCAUGCACAGGCUGCGGUGUGGUCCUUUAUGAAACCAGCAUUUCUCCCUCUGUACAGACACACACAGGCACACACACACACGCACACACACACACGCUCUGUUAAACCCCCCGAUAUGUUGAGACUGACGUAUCAAUAUAAUGUCUCUAUAUUAAUAAUCAAUAAAUUCAGAGACUGACUUCAGCUGUUGGAGAAUCACACGUGCACAGAAUCUGUUUGAC
This is a messenger RNA of Toxotes jaculatrix (banded archerfish), 1961 nucleotides long. RefSeq names its product NIN1 (RPN12) binding protein 1 homolog (gene nob1). The record is from RefSeq and is a predicted model, not a curated record. NCBI's taxonomy places the organism in Eukaryota, Metazoa, Chordata, Actinopteri, Toxotidae. Gene Ontology annotation, molecular function: RNA endonuclease activity. Gene Ontology annotation, cellular component: preribosome, small subunit precursor. Bases 14 to 1450 code for a protein of 478 amino acids. The transcript has 10 exons. Gene Ontology annotation, biological process: maturation of SSU-rRNA; ribosomal small subunit biogenesis.